AUGCUGAUCGCGCCCGACACCAACGUCGCGCCCGCCUUUUCGCAGCACCAGUCCGUCUCGACGCGCCGCAGCUCCUUCUCUCGUCGCAGCACGUCGUCGCUUAUUGCAUGCCCACAGCCGCUGCAUCACACCGACCCCUUCGCCAGCAGUUCCGUCGCCAACUCCGCAAUACCGUCGCACGCGAACCACUCAUUCGCCACCCACUCGCACGCGGCGGCCGCGGCGUCGUCGUUCCCAGAUUUCGCCGGAUAUGGUAACACGGCGACAGCGGGAUUCGGCAGCCAUUCGCGAAGGUCGUCCUUUUCGUCCACGGGGCAGCUCUCCCUCGCCGCACCAGCCGCAGCCAUCACCGAAGCCCUUGAGCAACCGCCGCCAUCACCGGAAUACACGCCGCCAACUGCGGCGCCGACGUCGCUUCCCGACUCGACCGUCCAGGCGAUCACCGACGAACUCAAAUCCGUAUCCGUCGCCGGCGCGGAAUCCACCCCCAAGCCCUCGGUAGUUAACGCGGAGGACGCGCGCAAGCGCGCAAUGGACGCCGUGAUCGGCGCGGGGUACUGGGAGACGGAGUUUCUCGACCGUCUGAUGUUCCUCGAGGCAGAUCCGACGUUCACGCAGCUCCCAGCCGACCAGGUUCACCAGAUGAACCUGUCCCAGGAACUGCCUGCCCCUCUGGAGCUCCUCGCGCUCGGGCUCGGCGCGGAGGUGGUAUCUGAGGAGGCGAUUCGGAAGGACCUCCACGCUGCGCGCAUGCGCGUGGUCGAUGCGCUGAUGGAGGCGCAGCAUCUGGAGCGCGUCGCGCAGAUGUACAGUUACAGCGCGGACGCCGCCGCGGCGUCUGACAUCGGCGGUGCCGCCGCCACCGCCGCCAAGUUUCGCACGCCCGCGCCGCGCGUGGCGACUGCAGGCACUAAGUCCGAUGGCUCAGCUCGUAGAAAGGUGCCCGAGGGAGGCAAGGCCGCGGCAGCGGCGAGGCCCAAGGCCAAGAAGGCUUCCCAGGAAGCAGACACUCUGUCGCAUACCACCCCCUCCCCCGUCAUCUUCCCCAACCCUCCCGCUGUCAGAUCCCCGCGCGCAAGCUCCUCGACCUCUGGUGCCCUUUGA
Molecule: messenger RNA, 1104 nt
Organism: Closterium sp. Naga37s-1
Lineage: Eukaryota; Viridiplantae; Streptophyta; Zygnematophyceae; Desmidiales; Closteriaceae
Source: the annotation of a GenBank genome assembly